Messenger RNA from Trichobilharzia szidati, 4493 nucleotides. The record is from the annotation of a GenBank genome assembly. Lineage: Eukaryota; Metazoa; Platyhelminthes; Trematoda; Strigeidida; Schistosomatidae.
UGCUAAAAACAUGUGUAGAUGGAUAACUAUGCUGUGUACAAAAUUGUGAGUUCCUGUAGAGAAACAUGUCCGAUGAAAACUUUGAAUUACCAGAAUCUCAAGGGAAUGUGCUAUCGCCAACUGACCCAUUAGCAGUGAAAACAAAUGAAGAGACAUCCAAAGUGAAACCUCUCGGUGUAAACAAUAAAACGUUGUCAAGGUAUUUCGAUAAAGUACUAGAUACGUUAAUCAAUAAAAGUGAAAAUAAAAAGAUGCUUGAGGAAACCAUUUCAAUUCAGAAUGAAAAUGGAAGCGAAAGCCAAUCACUCAAAGAACAAGGACAUGAAGAACCUGGAGAAGAAAAUGGCGGUGGCGGAGGCAGCGGUGCUGGUGGUACUACCAACGGCGAUGGCAAACAAAUCACAAUUAAUCCUAUAAGUAAUAUACUAAUUACCAGUAAUGAUCACGAAGUGACUACUCACCAAACCAAUUCCCCGAAUUACGACAAUGGAGGUGAGAAUCAAGUCAGUCAAAGGAAUCGAAGCUACACCGUGAAUAUACCCAAUGAGAGACUAGUCAAUAUGCAUGAAAAUCUUUCCAGUAGCUGUUCUCAGUUGACGAUAUCUCCACCAUUAUCACUGGGUGAUGAUGUGCAUUCACCAGCAUUGGCUGCAUCGACAGAUGAUCUUCUUAGCUUAGAUCAAUAUGAUCCAUAUGGUGAACAGAGAACAAAAGAUUUAUCAGUUAACGAAUCGCUUGCAUCAUCUUGUUUAAAUAUCAUCGCACAGAAUCAAGAUGCCAGUGAACGAACAAACGAUUCUACCCUGGAAAGAUGGUUAUCCCAAUCAGAGUUAUUGAAACCGGUUACAAAAUUAAAAAAUCCUUUUCCACGUGAUGGUUAUUUUUGGUCAGUUGCACUGUUUAUUAAACUUGGUCGUAGAAUAAUACCACUGAAUUCUAAAGGCAGAAGUGAUCCUUAUGUGAAAAUUAAGCAUACAGGAAAUGUGUUAGCCAGAAGUCGUAUGGUUCCUAAUAAUAGUAAUCCUGUAUGGGAUGAAAAAUUUUGGUUCCGUUUGUGCAGCAUAGAAGUACCUAUAGAGUUGAAAGUUUAUCAUCGUGAUGCAUUUAAAAAGGAUUCCUACAUUGGUCGAACAUUAGUUAGUCUCUUGGAUAUUGAAAUGGACAGAGAAUACGAAUUUGUUUCAAGACUAGAAAAUGAAGUGCAUAAAAUUCCUACUUCAGGUGAAAUUAAAUUCUAUGUAACACUAAGCGAAAUUGAUGAAACCUGCUUGGAUAGUUCAGAGUGUAAAAAGUUAAAAAAGAAACUUAAAGAAGAAAAGUCACGAGCAUUCGCUACAGAUGUCAAUUCACAAAUUCCCCGAGAAGCUUCAUCAGCGCAACUAUUCAAUGACAAUUUCUCCACGGUUGAGAGCAUUGCUGUGCCUUCAGUGUAUUCAGGAUCAACAGCUAGUUUAGUGAGAACCUGGCAAGGAAAUCGAUCAAAUCAUGACUCAAUCGAACUUAUCGAUCCAACCGAUGAUCUUCAAAGUGAAGAUGGUCAACAACAAUCACAGUCACAACCACAAACACCAAAACAAGCAGAGAAAAAUAUUUUAAGUCGGCUUGAAGAUAAAUGGAUCCAUGAGAAUCAAUCGUUGUUACUCCAACCAAUAUGGCCAUAUUCAUUCUAUGAAGGUACAACCUUGGAACUAUACACUAGUCGAUAUCAUCAUCAUGGAGGGGAAUUAGAAAGUAUUGAUAAAUUACAUUCACUGAAUAAUGAAAUACAAAUGGAAAGUUUAUUUCAACAAUCUCGACUGAUUAUCACUUUGGUUGGAGCAAAAAAUUUAAAAUCACGUGGUCGUCAGCGAAAUUGUUUUUCAAGUGAUUUAGAAAAUAUUAAACUGUCACGAUUGAAAUCUCUACGUGGUCAUAAUUCUGAGUCCACUGCAUCUGGAUAUCCUGAUGAUGAGAAGAAUAAUCUACCGUGUCCAAUAGCAAGUUUAACUGUGGGCAUGAAAACACAACAAAGUAAGGCUGUGAUGCAUACAAAAAAUCCCUUAUGGAAUGAACGAUUUGAAUUUCGUGUACGUCCUGGUAUGAAAACUGUCCUCCAAUGUGAAGUAUUUGAUGAUUCACAUCAAAACGGAAAUCUACUUGGACGAUUUUAUUUGGAAUUUUCAAAACUUGUUCUAGACUGGACAACAUGUUUCACAUUGAAAAAUCAAGAAUCACGUUGUCAUGGUGAAUUGCAUAUUUUAGCUACAAUGACAGGUUUAUUACCGAUCGUAGAUUCAUUAAGUCUUCCAUUAUCAUCUAAUAGUAUUAGUAGAUCUGGUUCAACAGAUCAAUUAAAACGUGAAACAGAAUCAAUAUAUGGUGAUCUUUCUAAAGAAGGUGUAUCCAAGCUUACACUGGAUCAAAUUCAUGAUUAUUAUAAAGUUAGAAAUACACUGAAAAAUAAAAACGAUAUUGGUUGGUUACGUAUUGUUGUACAUAGAGCAACUAAUCUACCAGCAAAAGAUCGUAGUGGUAAAUCUAAUGCAUUUUGUGAGAUACGUCUGGUUAAUCGUGUUGUACGCACAUUUACAGCGCCAAAGAAUGCUUAUCCUAUAUGGAAUCAAGCAUUUGUAUUUCCUAUUUCAGAUAUGUAUUCUAUCCUCGAGAUAUACAUAUAUGAGGAAGGCAAAGAGACAUCAGAAAUAACCGGUCGUAUUUCAUUCCCUCUUAUACAACUUGUAAAUCGUCGACAAAAAUGGUAUGCAUUGAAAGACAAAUCGCUGACAACGUUGGCUAAAGGUUCUAUCCUUUUGGAGACUAUCAUUAUAUAUAAUCCACUUAAAGCCUCCCUUCGUGCACUUUAUCCCAAAGAGAAACGAUAUUAUGUCGAAGAUUCUAAAGUAAAACUCCGAGAUUUAACAAAGAAACAUUUACCCCUUAUCCAACGUAAUAUUGAUCGUUUAACACCAUUUAUAGAUGAUUUUAAACGUGGUCAUCAAAUAUUUAAAAGAUUAUACUCUUGGGAACGACCAUUUCUAUCCUUUAUCGCAUUGGUUCUAUUUGAAUUAAUUGUAUUAUAUGUUCAACCGUAUAUGGUGGGUUUAUCAAUUGCUUUCAUUAUGAUUAUAAUGCGUAUUCCAAUCGGGAUGUCUACUCCCUUGUCGAUAUCCUCGCCGACAACAAAAUCUUCAACUCGUAUGAGUAAAUCAAAAGAUUCAGAAAGUGAAGAAAAUGAAGACGAUCAGGAUAUCAUACAUCCAGAGAAUUAUGGUUAUUAUUCUGAUAUGGACAAUGAAGAUGAAGCCAUUUUAAGGAAAAAGAAGGACAAAAAAACCAGCUUCACAACAAAAUUGAAUAAAAUUCGUUCAAUAUUAGGUACAUUGCAGGAUGUUGCAGAACAGAUUACAUCAUUUCUGGAAAGACUUGAUUACUUAUGUCGAUGGAGGUAUCCAUGGUUAACCUGUCUGGCUUUAAUCAUCGUUCUCCUAGUCUCACUACUUCUCUAUCUUAUACCUUUAAGGUAUUUGAUUGUAGCAUAUACUAUUCGUAAAUUUACACGUGCUAUAAGAAAUCAACAUCGACCAUCUACUACAAUAUUCCUUGGCAUUUUAAAUCGUGUUCCAAGUCGAAUGGAAAAAAUAUAUUACAGGGAACUACGGCCUAUCACUACUCCACCGACAGAUUUAAAGACACCUGGAGCUCUAUCAAGUGUCAGAGCCUCUGGACUACAAGUUUACUCUCGAAUGACUGGUUAUCACAGUAAUGCUGAGUAGAUGGUCUACAUGGACGCCGUGCUAAGAAACAAAAAGUGCACUAUGACUAUCACAUAUACACGUGGUUUCUUUUCCUCCAACCUCUCUCACCCCUACUCAUUAUUCUUCCACAUGAUUUCAUUCCCGCGUUAUCCCUUAUUGUGUUAUUGAUUUUUUCCCGUACACUCUACACAUCAAUAAACUCAAUGUGCAUAUCGUUUGGUUUAUUUCUGAUGGAGUACUACCAUUCAGAGGCUGACUGAUAUACCUUCCUAAUCUGGUGAAUAUCGUAUCAUAUUGAAAAAAAGCCGCCAAUAUUCUCAACCCCCCCCCUCCAUCAUAAUGAUAAUAUUGCUCAUCUAUCUCUCGUAAUAAUUCCCCUAAAUUAUCAUUCUUGUAAUCAUGAUUAUUGCCAGCAUCAAACUAUUUCAUUUGAAAUAUUGAACAGCUUCCAUUGUGAUAUCACCUGGUCUUUCUCGUCGGGGAGGAAUAACAAUCAAUAUAAAAACGAAUGUGAUCAUUGAAGAUAUAAUUUUUGCUUUUUUUCUUCAAAAAAAAAAACACACAAUGUAUACACAUAACUGUACACCUUUUCAUUCAAUAUUCAAUGGAUAAUUCUUAUUUGAUUCUAUUGUUAUCCUCUCUUUGAUAUUUUUUUUUGUUUAUAUAAAUGAAGUGAAUAAAGUACAAAUAAUGAAACAUUGAAUUUCUAUUGGCGGGAAAGAUGACUUUGAAUUAUUUUUUUAAAAUAUGAAAGUUGAG